AAAGAGGAAUUGUUGUUGUUCCGACUCAGAGUAGAAAUCUGAAAAAGGAAAAACAUGUCUGCUGCUGCUAUAUUGUGCGGGAAGAGAUCGAACUAUUUUUUUGAGGAUUUUCAGUCUUCGCCGUCGUCGUCUUCGCCGCCGGUUCCGAAAAGAAUUCGCUGUUUCUCUUCGUCUUUUUCUCCGGCGAGGUCGCAUUUUGAUUCCGAUCAUUCAUUUUCUGCUGUUAAUAUUUUCUCCGGUUCUUCGGUUUCGUCGUCGUCUGCACUCGAUCAUCUUCUCAUGCUCUUUCCUGAUAUGGACAAACAGUGGGUUGAGAGAGCACUUGAAGAAUGCGGUGAUGAUCUAGAUUCUGCUAUCAAAAGCCUAAAUGAGCUUCGCUUGGGAUCUGGUGAGAAUCCGAGGUCUGUGGCGGGAAGCUCCAAUGCUACCCAGGAUUCCAGCAGCCAGUUUUUUACUCAAGGUACAGCUACAACUAAUGGUGAGACCACACCUGCAGAGGAUUUAUCUUCUGCAAAAGUAGUGCAUAUGGACAGUACAGAAUGGGUGGAGCUCUUUGUCAGAGAGAUGAUGAGUGCGUCAAAUAUAGAUGAUGCUAAAGCCCGUGCCUCACGAGCUCUUGAGGUGUUGGAGAAGUCCAUAUGUGCCCGUGCAACAGAGGCAACAGCUUGCAAUUUCCAGCAGGAGAACAUAAUGCUGAAGCAACAGCUUGAAGCUCUUAUACAAGAGAAUGCUAUAUUAAAGCGAGCAGUUGCCAUCCAGCAUGAGCGUCAGAAGGAGUUCGAGGAUAGAGGGCACGAGUUGAAUCAGCUGAAGCAGUCGGUGGCUCAGUACCAGGAGCAGCUUAGAACCCUUGAGGUUAAUAACUAUGCUCUCUCAAUGCACCUCAAGCAGGCUCAACAAAGCAACUCUAUUCCUGGACGUUUCAAUCCUGAUGUCUUUUAGUAUGUAUCAUGUCCUUAUUGGCUGCAUAAUCUGUAGGAUAGCAUCAGUAAUGUCCUAUUAUCACAGUUGUAACAAGUGUCUUCUAGCGAUAAUAUUAAGCUAGAACUUAUGUUUAUUUGAUUAAGGUGCGCUGCUGCAGUUAUUAGCGAAAGGGUACUUGUAUCAUUUAUAGACAAAUUUUUAUUUGUUUUUCUCCAGUUAUUUCAAUUAGAAUCGAAGUUCAUACAUUUCCGGGCUUCUCCUAGUGAUAAAAAAGCUAUUUAACACAU
Messenger RNA from Nicotiana tabacum (common tobacco), 1211 nucleotides. RefSeq lists its product as uncharacterized. The record is from RefSeq and is a predicted model, not a curated record. Gene Ontology annotation, molecular function: ubiquitin binding. Lineage: Eukaryota; Viridiplantae; Streptophyta; Magnoliopsida; Solanales; Solanaceae.